AUGUCUGAGACCAUAACCAGUCCAAAUGGAACCACUAGCAAUGGGUAUACGAACGAGACGUUUCCCACCGAAUUUGCCAAAAAGAAACUCAUAAAGAAGCAAGUGCUGCAUGCUGCAAUCAAGAAGAAGGCAUGGCUUGCUGGUCACUUAACAACCAUCGUUUUUGGGUCCAUUGCCAUUAUUUUCCAGGCUCUCUGGCUUCCCAACAAGUACUAUAUUAGCUCUAUCUCUUAUAGACUUACUUUAAUUGGUGCAAUGGUGGCAUUGGCUGCUACGUUUUCUCAUAAGUUCGGAUUGAGAAGCUUACCAUCAACUCCAACUUUGAUGUCACAUCAAAACUUCCAAUAUUUGAUCUUAUCAAUUGUGUGGUGUUUCACAUUUAAAUCUGUUUUCAAGUUGUUACCCUUUUUGUUAAUUGCAAUCUUGCAUGUUUCUGAAGAAUUCAAGGUUGAUAUUGUAUUGAAGGAGCAAGACUUUUUGGCCUCUUUAAUUGCCUAUGAUGAAUUGGUACUUAUAGUUUACUUAUUAUUGAGGACUUUGUUGUUCAGAAACACCUCAGGUUUCCAAUUGACCUUAUUCAUUCUGUUCUACUGGUUGAGAAUAUUAUACAACAAGGAAACAGGUAAUUUGUUUAGAGCUUUAAUUGAGAGAUUAGAUGGCAAGGUGCAGGGAGUUAAGAAUCCAAAGGUUUUGAAAGCUUGGAACAAGAGUAAGGCUUACUUGAAGUCCAAGGAAGCAACUCAGCAUUAA
Molecule: messenger RNA, 750 nt
Organism: Dujonia railenensis
Lineage: Eukaryota; Fungi; Ascomycota; Pichiomycetes; Serinales; Debaryomycetaceae
Source: the annotation of a GenBank genome assembly